AUGCGUCAGGAUCAAAGGCUUGGUGCCUACCGUAUUCUAGCCUUAUCGAUUACUAUUACUGCAUUGUGUACCGCUUUAUCGGCUUGUAUUAGCCUACCACUGCUUUUCAUCUACGCUGGUCCGUGUGCAGAAGAAUUUGAUGACGGGGUUUACCACAUGCAGAAUGACUGCACGGGAUCUCCUGAAGGAUGUCGUCGAGUUGAAAGCGCUGCCAAUACGUUCCUGGACGGGCAUCCAAAAGCAAGGAAUGCGAUGGCAGCUUGCUGUUUGCCUGGUCCACCUGGUCCACGGGGACCAGCAGGUAGACCAGGACGACCAGGAAAACCCGGCAUGAACGGCAUCAAUGGUGAUCCUGGUCGAGUUAUGAUGGCACCGUUUCUCUACGUCACAUCGGAUUUUUGUAUAAAGGAGAUCGCGGCCCACCAGGAGAGCCUGGUAUACCUGGAAAACAGGGAAGAGCAGGAGUACCUGGGUAAGCCUGGUAUCAAGGGUCGCACGGGACCAGUGGGCUCUCCCGGCAUGCCAGGAGUGCCUGGAAUUCCUGGACUAUCGGGAGCUUCUUGCGAGUUAGGGCAAAUAGAGUACGGUGAACCAGGUGUCAUUGGCGAACCUGGGCCCCAGGGACCACGAGGACCUCCAGGACGACCGGGAAUCGAUGGAAACAUCGGGGCCUCCCGGCGAAGAUGGCGAGCCUGGUAUGCGCGCGGAGCACCAGGAUUGCCUGGUCCACCUGGGCCACGUGGUCGACGAGGCGAGAAAGGCAUAUGCCCAAAGUACUGCGCUCUAGACGGCGGUGUAUUCUUCGACAACGCCACGCAAGCGAAGACGAUAAGCGGACCUUAUGAGAUUCUUUUUUUGGGUCGAUAA
This is a messenger RNA of Cooperia oncophora, 867 nucleotides long. Lineage: Eukaryota; Metazoa; Nematoda; Chromadorea; Rhabditida; Trichostrongylidae. The record is from the annotation of a GenBank genome assembly.